This is a messenger RNA of Saccoglossus kowalevskii, 2358 nucleotides long. Its product is annotated as ATP-dependent DNA helicase Q1-like. The record is from RefSeq and is a predicted model, not a curated record. Gene Ontology annotation, cellular component: cytoplasm; chromosome. Gene Ontology annotation, molecular function: four-way junction helicase activity; 3'-5' DNA helicase activity; nucleic acid binding. Gene Ontology annotation, biological process: double-strand break repair via homologous recombination. NCBI's taxonomy places the organism in Eukaryota, Metazoa, Hemichordata, Enteropneusta, Harrimaniidae.
AUGAGUGUUACUCCCCAACUCAAGGAUUAUUUUGGUCAGCUUUCAAAAGUUGAAGACGAAAUAGCAGCCGUUCAACAUCAGAUUGAAGAACUGUUAGACAGACAACAGCAGCUGCAGAGCAAGAAACAUGACCUUGAAAGAGAGAUAGCCAAGAUUCAGAAAGGAGGCAGUGUUGUCUCAAAAGGUGACAAGUUUAAUGGAAAUGAUUUCCCUUGGUCUAAAAAGCUGGAUGAGCUGAGUAGAAGUGUGUUUAAGAUUGAUGAAUACCGCCCUCAUCAGUUGGAAGCGAUGAAUGCUACCCUUUCUGGCCGAGAUUUGAUUCUAAUCAUGCCAACUGGUAGUGGUAAAAGUUUGUGUUUUCAGCUGCCAGCUCUGAUUUCAAAAGGAAUCACUUUGGUUGUAUCUCCUCUGGUAUCGUUGAUGGAGGACCAACUGAUGUCAUUGGACAUGUGCGGUGUAAACGGUGCUUUACUUAAUGCAGAUAGUACGAAGGAACAUAAGAACUACGUCCACAAAUGUAUGAUCGAUCCACACUCUCAGGAUCUCAAGAUUCUCUACGUUACCCCAGAGAAGAUCGCAAAAAGUAAAAUGUUCAUGUCGAAACUGGAAAAAAUGUACAAAGCAGGAAAGUUUGCACGUAUAGUUAUUGAUGAAGUACAUUGCUGCAGUCAGUGGGGGCAUGAUUUCAGACGUGAUUACAAAGUCUUGGGAAUACUCAAACGCCAGUUUCCCGAAGUACCACUGUUAGGUCUUACAGCAACUGCCACUCAACACAUAUUAGAUGAUGUAAAAAAUCUACUUAAUGUUCCAUACUGUAUGACAAUGAGAGCAUCAUAUGAUAGACCUAAUUUAUAUUAUGAGGUCAGAAGAAAACCCAAAAAACAUGAAGAAUGCGUUGCAGAAAUAUCAAAAUUACUGAAUGGAAAGUUCAAAGGUCAAAUAGGAAUUAUUUACUGUUUCUCGCGCAAAGACUGUGAGACCAUAGCCGCUGAUUUGAGAAAAGGUGGCAUUGAAGCACUGCCAUAUCAUUCUGAUAUUGACUCCAGUAGAAGAAGUCAAAUACAUAGAGCAUGGGCUAAAGAAACCAUACAGGUUGUCGUAGCAACUAUAGCCUUUGGGAUGGGAAUCGAUAAACCAAAUGUUCGAUUUGUAAUUCAUCACACUAUGAGUAAAUCUGUUGAAAACUACUACCAAGAGAGUGGCAGAGCUGGUCGUGAUGGAUUGCCUGCUUACUGUAUCCUAUUUCUUGGCUUUGGUGAUAUCUUCCGUCAAAGUACCAUGGUUUUGACAGAAACACAGACGGCUUUAGAUAAUUUGUAUAAUAUGGUGCGAUAUUGUACAAACAUAGAAAGGUGCAGGAGAAGUUUAAUUGCAAGACACUUUGGUGAAAGCUGGGAUUUCAGUCAGUGUAGUGGGAUGUGUGAUAAUUGUAGACUUAAGAGAAAAUCUGAAGAUAGCAGCUGUGCAUUGACACAGAAUAGAGAUAUUACCGGACACUGUCAGACACUCUAUACUAUCUUGAACAAAGCGGCAUCACAAGAUAAAAAACUAACAGCAAAUAAAUUAGUUGAUAUAUGGAUGAAGAGAGGACCAUCUGCUGAACUACGAAUCAAAGAUCAGAAGGCUCCAUUUGUGACUGACGCAAGAUGUGAAGACAUUGUAUGUCAUCUGUUAUUGGAAGGAUAUUUACGGGAAGAUUAUCAUUUCACACCUUACACUACUAUAAGUUAUGUUCAACCUGGAACCAAAGAGAAACUGGUUACAUCUAUGGGGAAAAGUAUAGAAUUGACCCUCAGGACAAAAGAACAAAAGGUCUAUGACCUGCCAGAUUUAGUGUCAGAGGUGAAAGUUCAAAAGAGGUCAGUUGAUGUUAAACCAUCAGAAGCAUCAGGCUGUAUUGUGAUAUCAGACGACGAAAUGGAUUCUGGUUACCCACAAUCCUUUUUGCUCUCUAGUGUUGAAAAUGAAACUGAGAUUAUUAAAGAUGAGCAUAUCGUUUCCAUGGGAAUGGGUCAAUCUUCAAAAAGUAGCCUCGUCACUGACGAUUUGAAGAAGAAGAAGAAAAAACGGAAAGGUCUUGAAGUCAGAAAGACAGACAGCAGUCAAACAUCUAAAAGCAUCAUUACCAAGAAGGAUAAAACUAAAGUUAGAAGGAAGAGAAAAAGUUCUGAUGAAAGUGAUUUAAAUAAAUCUAAAAAACAGAAAAAUGGAGUCUCUUCCCCAUGUGGAGUGCCUAAAGAGCAGACAUGUAGUAGAUUAUCUGUGAAUACCAGUCAGGAUGAUAGAAAGUUCCUCAUAAGCCUUGUGAAUUUGUUGAAUAUUGAAGGUAUGAGUAAAUAUCAUGAAGCAGUGAUUUAG